This is a messenger RNA of Oncorhynchus kisutch (coho salmon), 3664 nucleotides long. RefSeq names its product centrosomal protein of 89 kDa. Lineage: Eukaryota; Metazoa; Chordata; Actinopteri; Salmoniformes; Salmonidae. Gene Ontology annotation, cellular component: centriole; ciliary transition fiber. The record is from RefSeq and is a predicted model, not a curated record. The coding region runs from base 1 to 999 and encodes 332 amino acids. Gene Ontology annotation, biological process: chemical synaptic transmission; cilium assembly; mitochondrion organization. The transcript has 6 exons.
AUGAACACCACGCCAUCGGUAGUUAUAAUAAACUGGGAUGAACACCACGCCAUCGCCACCAAACUCAAACGCCAACUGGAGGCUGACUCAGGCCGUCAGCAGACUGAGCUAGAGGAGCUGCAGCAGAGGGUGACUAGUCUACAGACAGAGAAGAACAGUCUGCUGUUAGACAAAACCAACCUUACUGCUGACAUCAAGAGUCUGGAGGCUGACCUGGAGGUGUCCCGACAUGCUAACAGGAAGGCCCAGAGGCGUAUAGGCCUGUUGAAGCAACAAGUUGAUGACUCUAUAGAGAAGGAGAUGAGAGCCCAUCACUACCUGUCCUCUAUCGUAGCUCUGGCUGAGAAGACCACACAGGAGAGAGACCAGCUAGUAUACAUGGCCUCGUCCCUAGAGCACGACAAGCAGGGGGUGAUCAGCAGGAUUGUGGAGGACACCGUGCGGCUCGGAAAGCUUCAAGAGAAGGUCAAGGUGUACAAGAAGCAGGCAGCCUGCAGCCUGGGGGUUCUGGGCCAGAGGCUGGUGGAGCAGGAGGAGGACUUUGCAGGGAGGGCAGCCUCCUACCAGACAGAAAUACAGCACCUCCAGAGGCUUCUACGAGACAAACAGCACGACCUGGACGGAGUGCUGCAGCAGAAAAGAGAGGUGGAAGGUGAGUUGGAGGUGGUGUGGGAGGCAGCAACCAGAGAGAACCAAAGAAUUAGGGAGACCCUCCAGGACUCCAGCCCAUCUCUCCCCUCCCUCAGCCCAGCCAGAGUGCACCAUGGCAGGGGUCUGAGCGAUGGACCCUCCCCCAGCUGGCUCUCCCACCCCCAGGAUGAGGUGUUCUACCCCCGUCCGCACCCUGACAGCUCUGGCCCUCCUCCCUGCAUCUCCUCUCCCCAGAGCGGCGGCCGGCCCAGCCUCCACCACAGCCCUAUGUUCGAGUCUGACUCGGACCAGCACCAGAACCCCUCCUCAGAUGAGAGCGAGAAGAACGGCAUGGACUUCUAUUCUUAGUGUCCUUUUUUGUAUUGGUCUUACAGAAGACAAGUAGCCUGGUCCCAGGUCUGUAUUAGUAGCCUGUUUUAGUAGCCUGUUUUAGUAGCCUGUUUUAGUAGCCUGGUCCCAGGUCUGUUUUAGUAGCCUGGUCCCAGGUCUGUUUUAGUAGCCUGGUCCCAGGUCUGUUUUAGUAGCCUGGUCCCAGGUCUGUUUUAGUAGCCUGUUUUAGUAGCCUGGUCCCAGGUCUGUUUUAGUAGCCUGGUCCCAGGCCUGUUUUAGUAGCCUGGUCCCAGGUCUGUUUUAGUAGCCUGGUCCCAGGUCUGUUUUAGUAGCCUGUUUUAGUAGCCUGGUCCCAGGUCUGUUUUAGUAGCCUGGUCCCAGGCCUGUUUUAAUAGCCUGGUCCCAGAUCUGUUUCUGCUCUUGCUAACUCCAUUGUUCAUUGUCAAGCCAAACAUGACAUAAAGAGUUGGCAGGAGAGUAGAACCACCCUGACACCAGGCUAGAAGACCAGGUCUGUAUUGGUCAGACUAGAACCACCCUGACACCAGGCUAGAAGACCAGGUCUGUAUUGGUCAGACUAGAACCACCCUGACACCAGGUCUGUAUUGGUCAGACUAGAACCACCCUGACACCAGGCUAUAAGACCAGGUCUGUAUUGGUCAGACUAGAACCACCCUGACACCAGGCUAGAAGAACAGGUCUGUAUUGGUCAGACUAGAACCACCCUGACACCAGGUCUGUUUUAGUCAGACUAGAACCAUCCCUGAGACCAGGUCUGUAUUGGUCAGACUAGAAUCACCCUGACACCAGACUAGAAGAACAGGUCUGUAUUGGUCAGACUAGAACCACCCUGACACCAGAUCUGUAUUGGUCAGACUAGAAUCACCCUGACACCAGACUAGAAGACCAGGUCUGUAUUGGUCAGACUAGAACCACCCUGACACCAGACUAGAAGACCAGGUCUGUAUUGGUCAGACUAGAACAACCAUGACACCAGGUCUGUAUUGGUCAGACUAGAACCACCCUGACACCAGACUAGAAGACCAGGUCUGUAUUGGUCAGACUAGAACAACCAUGACACCAGGUCUGUAUUGGUCAGACUAGAACCACCCUGACACCAGGUCUGUAUUGGUCAGACUAGAACCACCCUGAUACCAGGUCUGUAUUGGUCAGACUAGAACCACCCUGACACCAGGCUAGAAGACUAGGUAUGUUUUGGUUAGGCUAGAACCACCCUGACACCAGGCUAGAAGACCAGGUCUGUUUUGGUCAGACUAGAACCACCCUGACACCAGGCUAGAAGACCAGGUCUGUUUUGGUCAGACUAGAACCACCCUGACACCAGGUCUGUAUUGGUCAGAUUAGAACCACCCUGAUACCAGGUCUGUAUUGGUCAGACUAGAACCACCCUUACACCAGGCUAGAAGACCAGGUCUGUUUUAGUCAGACUAGAACCACCUUGACACCAGGUCUGUAUUGGUCAGACUAGAACCACCCUGACACCAGGUCUGUAUUGGUCAGACUAGAACCACCCUGACACCAGGCUAGAAGACCAGGUCUGUUUUAGUCAGACUAGAACCACCCUGCCACAAGGUCUGUAUUGGUCAGACUAGAACCACCCUGACACCAGGCUAGAAGACCAGGUCUGUUUUAGUCAGACUAGAACCACCCUGACACAAGGUCUGUAUUGGUCAGGCUAGAACCACCCUGACACCAGGCUAGAAGACCAGGUCUGUUUUAGUCAGACUAGAACCACCCUGACACAAGGUCUGUAUUGGUCAGGCUAGAACCACCCUGACACCAGGCUAGAAGACCAGGUCUGUAUUGGUCAGACUAGAACCACCUUUACACCAGGCUAGAAGACCAGGUCUGUAUUGGUCAGACUAGAACCAUCCUGACACCAGGUCUGUAUUGGUCAGACUAGAACCACCCUGACACCAGGUCUGUAUUGGUCAGGCUAGAACCACCCUGACACAAGGUCUGUAUUGGUCAGGCUAGAACCACCCUGACACCAGACUAGAACCACCCUGACACCAGGCUAGAACCACCCUGACACCAGGCUAGAACCACCCUGACACCAGACUAGAACCACCCUGACACCAGGUCUGUUUUGGUCAGACUAGAACCACCCUGACACCAGGCUAGAACCACCCUGACACCAGGUCUGUUUUGGUCAGACUAGAACCACCCUGACACCAGGUCUGUUUUGGUCAGACUAGAACCACCCUGACACCAGACUAGAACCACCCUGACACCAGACUAGAACCACCCUGACACCAGGUCUGUUUUGGUCAGACUAGAACCACCCUGACACCAGGCUAGAACCACCCUGACACCAGGUCUGUAUUGGUCAGACUAGAACCACCCUGACACCAGGUCUGUUUUGGUCAGACUGGUCAAACAUUUCCCAAGGCAUUAAUGAACUUGAUUUCCACAGUUAAAAACGAAGUAGUUUAUUUACAAAAGCUCUAUUUUGAAUGUUGCAUUGAUCUUUGUGUCAUUGAUUAGAUUUGAUACAUAUGACUGACUAUGUGUCUCAAUCAAACUGUUUUACUGUGCGUCUAUUCGCCAAUUUAGCUUUAAAAACAUUCUAUUGAAAUAACAAUCAACUUCAUUUGUGUCACAGUAAUGAUUGUAUGUCACAAUCUAGCUCUUUACAAAUAAAGGUGUUUUCUUCUGUUCA